CUGGUAUGAGGGUCAGUUCAAACUCAAGAGUCCGAUUGAGUGUCCCAAAUCGCUGCUUUUGCUAUGAGCUUCCUACUCUUACCUGUGUGCAGCGUGCUGAUACCUCGUCAAUGUUGAAUGACAGUGCAUCGCGUCAUCAACCCCGCUUCCAAAUGGUUGCAUUCUCCGGACGCACGGAAGUACAAUAGCGCAUUGUCCGAAGCGUACCAAUCUUUGUUCUAGUACCAUACAAAGCCAGGCAAGAUGCAUACGGUGGGUGGCAUCGUGGAUGCUCUAUAAAAUCCGCCUGCCGGUGUGCCCUUUGACCUGACCUGACCAACACGUUCCCAGCGCCACUGACCAAUGACAUCCACCGUCGCGUCUUUCUCUCUCUCCACUGAGUUGGAAGACUGGCUGAGCCCACCGGCCACCGCAUCCUCGAAGGAGGAGAGACUCUGCGCGUCCGUCCGCGUGUGGGAAGCCGUCGAGUCCGAGCUGAGCGACGCCUCGGAUUACACUCUCGCCGGAUGCUGGGACACCCUCCGAGUCUCCUUGGACGAGAUCUCCGACCGUGUCUCCUCGCACGCAGAACACCGUGCCAACGCCCAGCGCACCAGCUGCAGCCCCCCCGGCGCCGAGAAGAACUUAGUAGACCCGGACGCCGCGCAGAUCGAAGCCGACCGGGCGAGCGCCACCGAGAUCGUCGCCUACGCGCGCAGCGAGCUGGAGCUGAUCAGCGCGGUCCGCGUCGCGGAGGCGUCGUGGCCGACUUGCCCGGAGAUGGCCGCGAUAUUCGAGCCUGAAGACGAGGAGUUGAUGCGCCGCAUUCUUGCCCGAGCGUCGGCGCUCCUCGAGCGCAUCAACGUUCUCCACGGAAGCGGACUCGCUGUGGCUGAAGAGAAACCAGUCAAGUCCAAUUCGGCUUAGCCGGUGCGACACGGUAUCAUGCCGGAUCUCAUAUUCUGUAUCUUGAGUAAAGCGCGUGUGAAAAUUACAAGUCUUUUGCAACGCCCGAGGCAGGCAGUGAUGAAAUACGAAUCAAGAAUUGGAUUGCUGCUGGCUUAAAAACCACG
This is a messenger RNA of Mycena citricolor, 1052 nucleotides long. The record is from the annotation of a GenBank genome assembly. NCBI's taxonomy places the organism in Eukaryota, Fungi, Basidiomycota, Agaricomycetes, Agaricales, Mycenaceae.